This is a messenger RNA of Hordeum vulgare subsp. vulgare (domesticated barley), 1300 nucleotides long. Its product is annotated as TBC1 domain family member 13-like. Lineage: Eukaryota; Viridiplantae; Streptophyta; Magnoliopsida; Poales; Poaceae. The transcript is spliced from 9 exons. Gene Ontology annotation, biological process: intracellular protein transport; activation of GTPase activity. The record is from RefSeq and is a predicted model, not a curated record. Gene Ontology annotation, molecular function: GTPase activator activity. The coding region runs from base 41 to 1138 and encodes 365 amino acids.
AGCGUCAGAGUGUGUACCCGUCUCGUGAUAUCCCAAAUCCAUGGCGAGCCCGCCGCGAUCCCCGCAGCCGGCGGAGCUGGAGAUCUCGCGCCAGUCCCGUAUCCUCGCGGCGCUGUCGAAGAAGGUGAUAGAUCUCGAUGAGCUGCGGAUGCUUGCGGCUCAGGGCGUCCCCGACGGCGCCGGUGUCCGGUCGACUGUGUGGAAGCUGCUACUGAGCUAUCUGCCCAAUGAUCGUGCACUUUGGGAGCAGGAGUUGGCAAAAAAGAGGUCACAAUAUGAAGCCUUCAAAGACGAGUUCCUUACCAACACUGUAGGUGGAAAUAGCGCGGCUGGAGGAUCAGAAGGCCACGGUGGCGGAAAUGCAGAGCACGUCGAGAAUGGGUUUCUUGACAGGUCGGAGAUAGCCCAAGAUGAUCAUCCUUUGAGCCUUGGGAAGACCAGCGAAUGGAAUCAGUUUGCUGAGUAUUCAGAGAUAAUCGAGCAGGUUGACCGUGAUGUAAAACGCACUCACCCUGACAUGCAUUUCUUCUGUGGAGACUCUUCUUUUGCAAAGUCAAAUCAGGAUUCUCUGAGAAAUAUAUUAAUCAUCUUUGCCAAGCUGAAUGCUGGGAUAAGAUACGUGCAAGGAAUGAAUGAAAUUUUGGCGCCACUCUUCUUUGUAUUUCGGAAUGAUCCAGAUUAUAAAAAUUCUAACUUUGCCGAAGCCGAUUCUUUCUUUUGCUUCGUGGAGUUACUUAGUGGUCUUAGAGACAACUUCUGCCAGAAGCUAGACAACAGUGCUGUCGGAAUUCGAGGGACGCUGUCCAAAUUAAUGCAACUCCUGAAGAAGUAUGAUGGAGAACUUCAGCACCACUUGGAAAUAACUACAGAAGUUAAUCCCCAGUUCUACGCGUUCAGGUGGAUAACACUGCUGUUAACCCAGGAAUUCAACUUUGCCGAUACUAUUCAUAUAUGGGACACACUGUUAAGUGACCCCGAUGGUCCUCAGGAAACCUUGCUGAGAAUAUGUUGCGCAAUGCUGAUCCUCGUCCGGAAACGGCUCCUUGCCGGCGAUUUCACCUCCAACCUCAAGCUUCUGCAGAGCUACCCUCCGACGAACAUCGGCCACCUCCUCUACGUUGCAAACAAGCUGCAGUGAAUGCUCAUCUGUUCGCUUAAUACUGUAACUGGAGUACCAAUAUAUUUCUUCAGUGAAAUCUGUAAUAUGAUUUUGUUGGCACCGCAAAACUGAACUUCUGUAGUAAUUGUGUUUUUUUUGUAUCGUAUGUCCAAGUUCAUUAAUAUGAUUUGCCAAUGACAA